Molecule: messenger RNA, 933 nt
Organism: Oenanthe melanoleuca
Lineage: Eukaryota; Metazoa; Chordata; Aves; Passeriformes; Muscicapidae
Gene: RPS15
Product: ribosomal protein S15
Exons: 4
Coding region: 436-873 (145 amino acids)
Biological process (GO): translation; ribosomal small subunit assembly
Cellular component (GO): cytosolic small ribosomal subunit; ribosome
Molecular function (GO): structural constituent of ribosome; RNA binding
Source: RefSeq, a predicted model, not a curated record
AGAGCUGCUGCCUCCCGCGGGGCGAUGGAGGUGCACGGCUGAAAACACCAAGGUGGCUUCCAAAAAAUAAACGUGCGGCGUGCUCAGAGCUGGGCUGCGAGCUCCAGGCUGCCCCUGUGGCGCUGCCAGCUGACCGUGACCUGUCACUGCUGGGUUCCACCGCGGGCAGCGGCAAGGAGCGGCUGCGCUGGAACCUGAGGGGCAGGGUCAGGGGGAAGAGGAGGCUCCGUCCCUCGCGGGUGUCCCCGCAGUGUCCCCGCAGUGUCCCCGCGCUGUCCCCUCGGUGUCCCCGCGCUGCGGGUGCGGCCCCUUUAAGGGCACUGAGGGCGGAAGUGCCGCUCGGUCGCGGCUUCUCCGCCCGUUCCGCCCGCGCCGCUCUCGCGAGAUUCGCCGCUUCCGGCGCGGGCCCGGCCUUUCCGAGCAGCCGCGGCAAAGAUGGCGGAGGUGGAGCAGAAGAAGAAGCGAACCUUCCGUAAAUUCACCUACCGCGGGGUGGACCUGGACCAGCUGCUCGACAUGUCCUACGAGCAGCUGAUGCAGCUGUACAGCGCGCGGCAGCGGCGGCGCCUGAACCGGGGCCUGCGCCGCAAGCAGCACUCGCUGCUCAAGCGCCUGCGCAAGGCCAAGAAGGAGGCGCCGCCCAUGGAGAAGCCCGAGGUGGUGAAGACCCACCUGAGGGACAUGAUCAUCCUGCCAGAGAUGGUGGGCAGCAUGGUGGGCGUCUACAACGGCAAGACCUUCAACCAGGUGGAGAUCAAGCCCGAGAUGAUCGGCCACUACCUGGGCGAGUUCUCCAUCACCUACAAGCCGGUGAAGCACGGCCGGCCCGGCAUCGGCGCCACCCACUCCUCCCGCUUCAUCCCGCUCAAGUAACCCCGGGACAGAGGGCAGGGGAGGGAGCCUCGUCAGUGUAAAUAAAGAAAUUCCACCUGG